Lolium rigidum is the source of this 1658-nucleotide messenger RNA. Its product is annotated as aspartyl protease family protein At5g10770-like. The coding region runs from base 23 to 1510 and encodes 495 amino acids. Gene Ontology annotation, biological process: proteolysis. The transcript has 2 exons. The record is from RefSeq and is a predicted model, not a curated record. NCBI's taxonomy places the organism in Eukaryota, Viridiplantae, Streptophyta, Magnoliopsida, Poales, Poaceae. Gene Ontology annotation, molecular function: aspartic-type endopeptidase activity.
UAUUGGGCUGUGCUCCUGCUCGAUGAUCAUGGCUUCCGCCGUGCUGCGUCGAGGCGCUACGUCCUCAGUGUUCUCCGGCGCGGUCUCGCGGAUGCUGCUUAUCGCCGUGGCUCUGGUAGCUUCGCCUCGCCGGCUCGGCGUGACGGCUGCUGGUGCGGAGAUGAGGACGAGCAGCCCGGACCCGAACUGGCACGUCGUCGUCAGCGUCGCCUCCCUUCUGCCGGCCGCCGUCUGCACGCCGUCCACAGCAGGAUCAAACUCGACGGUCCUCAACGUCGUCCACCGGCACGGUCCGUGUUCGCCACUGCAGUCGCGCUCGCGCGGCGGCGCGCCACCCCACAUCGAGUUGUUGUACCAUGAUCAGGCCAGAGUAGACUCCAUACACCGCAAGAUCCGUGCCGUGUCGACGGUGCUCGACCAAACCGAACGUGCCGUGAAGGGCGUGUCCCUGCCAGCGCAGCGUGGCAUCUCCCUCGGCACCGGCAACUACGUCGUGUCUGUUGGCCUCGGGACGCCGGCCAGGGACAUGACGGUGAUUUUCGACACCGGCAGCGACCUUUCGUGGGUGCAGUGCACGCCGUGUUCGGACUGCUAUGAGCAGAAGGACCCGCUCUUCGACCCGGCUCGAUCGAAGACAUACUCCGUUGUGACCUGUGUUGCGCCGGAGUGCCAGGGGCUCGACUCGCAUAGCUGCUCGCGGGACAAGAAAUGCCGGUACGAGGUCGUGUACGGCGACCAGUCGCAGACCGACGGCGACCUGGCGCGCGACACGCUGACGCUGGGGACGCCAUCGGACACGCUCCCGGGCUUCGUCUUCGGUUGUGGCGACAAGGACACCGGGCUGUUCGGCAAGACUGACGGGCUCGUCGGCCUCGGCCGCGAGAAGGUGUCGCUGUCGUCCCAAGCGGCGGCCAAGUUCGGCGCGGGUUUUUCCUACUGUCUCCCGUCGUCGCCGAGCGGGGUGGGGUACCUGACACUCGGCAGGUCGGCACCCGGGAACGCGCGGUUCACGGCGAUGGCGACCCGCCGCGACACGCCGUCGUUCUACUACGUCAAUCUCGUCGCCGUCAAGGUCGGCGGGCGGGCGGUCAGGAUCUCUCCGGUGGUGUUUGCGUCCGCUGGCACGGUGAUCGACUCCGGCACCGUGAUCACCCGGCUGCCGCCGCGCGCCUACGCCGCGCUCCGUACGGCGUUCGCGCGCUCCAUGGGCAGGUACAGGUACAAGAAGGCGCCGGCGCUGUCCAUCCUGGACACAUGCUACGACUUCACGGGGCACACGACGGUGCAGAUACCGUCUUUGGCACUGGUGUUCGCCGGCGGCACCACCGUGGAGCUCGACUUCAGCGGGGUGUUGUACGUGGCGAAGGCGUCGCAGGCGUGCCUAGCGUUCGCGCCCAACGGCGACGGCACGGACGUCGGCAUCCUCGGGAACACGCAGCAGAAGACGCUCGCGGUGGUGUACGACGUGGCCAACCAGAAGAUUGGGUUCGGCGCGAACGGCUGCAGCUGAUGGCUAGCUUCUGCUGCUUGCUCGAUCGGGCUUAAUUGGGUUCGGCCUAGUGCCCGAGAGUAUGAUGGUGAUUUUGAAGCGCCAGAUGCGCCAAAUGUGAGUUUGGACAUCGAAAAGCAUUUGAUGAAGCAGAGCAAAAUAAUAUUCG